Lottia gigantea (owl limpet) is the source of this 1707-nucleotide messenger RNA. RefSeq lists its product as hypothetical. Gene Ontology annotation, molecular function: protein binding. Bases 1 to 1707 code for a protein of 568 amino acids. Lineage: Eukaryota; Metazoa; Mollusca; Gastropoda; Lottiidae. The transcript has 16 exons. The record is from RefSeq and is a predicted model, not a curated record.
AUGGAUCUACAAACCUCCAUUGAUGAAACUGGUAUAGCACUCAAAUUGUUUCUAAAUAAUAAAUUUUCGGAUGCAAAAGAGAGAAUGGAACCACAUUCAUUGAAAAGUAUGUAUCCAGCAUUGGGUUAUAGUACGAUAUUGUACCUUCAAGCUGUUAUGACAUUCGAUAUGAAUGAUAUAGAAUCAGCAAUUAAGAUCAUAAAAAGGUCUGUUGCUGUUUGUAAUACCUAUAGAAGAAAAACAACAGUAAUGGGUUCAUUCAGGAAGACCUUGACUAGAGUCAGUUAUAAUGAUCUUACAGAAGAUGAAAUCCAUGCAGAAUUAUGUUAUGCAGAAUGUUUAUUAUUAAGAGCAUUACUAACUUUCAUACAGGAUGAAAACUUGAUCAGUUUUGUAAAGGGUGGUUUAAAGAUUCGAGAAUGUUAUAAAAUAUACAAAGAGUGUAAUAAAAUUUUAAAAUCUAGAAAAUGGACAGAUGAACAGCAUAGAAUACAUUUUGAAAGUGGUGUAAAAAUGGGGGUUGGUGCCUUUAACUUGAUGAUCUCUCUAUUACCUGGUAAAGUCAUGAAACUAUUAGAAUUUGUUGGUUUUUCUGGAAAUAAGCAACUAGGUUUGGCUGAGUUAGAAAAUGGAAGCAAAAUGACAACAAGUUUAAGAGGACCAUUAUGUUCCAUUGUACUAGUAGCCUACCAUACUGUUGUUACAUAUGUCUUAGGUUUAGGUGAUGGUGAUAUAGAAUUAGCAUCUGAAGUAUUAAAAUCUUGUCUUGUUAAAUAUCCUAAGGGAGCUUUAUUUUUAUUUUUCGCUGGUCGAAUACAAGAAGUCAAAGGAAAUAUUGAUGAGGCUGUGAGUAAAUUUGAAGAGUCCAUUGAUUCACAGUCAGAAUGGAGACAAUUUCAUCAUUUAUGUUUCUGGGAAUUGAUGUGGUGUCAUUGUUUUAAGUCAGACUGGUUGUUAGCUAUGAAAUAUGCUGAGAAAUUAUGUCAUGAAAGUAGAUGGAGUAAGGCUACCUAUACAUAUCAGAAAGCUUCCUUCUUACUCAUGUGUGAUGACCAGUCAGAAGAUACCAAAGCUCAUGUAACAUAUCUGUAUGGCGCUGUUCCAAAUUUAAAACAGAAAAUUGCUGGAAAAUCAUUACCUUUUGAGAAAUUUGCUGUUGGAAAAACAUUAAGAUAUACUGAACAGAAUGAUUAUCUUACUCUUCCUGCCUUUGAAUUGAUAUAUGUAUGGAAUGGUUUUAAUAUAAUUGGUCAAAAGAUGCAUUUAAUAGAUCCAAUAUUAACAAUUAUAGAACAAACUAUUAAUGAAAUUCAAACCAACAAAGAUAAAUAUUUAUAUUUUUAUGAUGAUUAUUCUCUAGCUUUGUUGUUAAAAGGGGUUUGUUUGUUUCAUAGAAAGCAAUAUUUCCAAGCUAAUCAAUGUUUUACUGAAGUCAUUUCAUAUGAAAAGAAUAUUAAACAUGAUUUUUAUCUUGUACCUUAUGCAAUAGUUGAGAUGGCUAGAAUAUGUUUAAAUCAAGAUGAAAUUGCAGAAACUAAAGCAUUACUAGAGAAAACCAAGAAAAAUUACAAAGGUUAUCAGCUUGAAUCCAGACUACAUUUUAGAAUUCAUGCUAUAAAACUACAGAUACAUAGUCGAGACGAUACCACUUCACAACCAUGUACUCCAUCAACAGAAAACUUACCUUCUUUUGAUAACUCUACAUAA